AUCUGGAUGUUCCAUUAUGGCCGUGACACUUAUGAGCACUUGCUGUAUGCCAGGCUGUGCUGAACGUUUGACGUUUCAUUCAUCGCAUCUUCACACCCAGCCUAUGAGGUGGGCGCUGGUUUUAUUCCCAAUUUACUGAUGAGGAAACUGAGGCACUGAGAGGGUAACUCACUUGCCCAAGAGCAUCCAGCUCAUACCUGUAGGUGCCAGGAUUCAAUCCCAGGUUGGCUGAACGCUAAAACCUCUGCUCUUAAAUCCUCAGCCCAGUAUCUCCUCCCACUUGGCUUUACGAAGCACCUGCUCUGUGCAUCCCGUGGGCGGUAGACUGUACAGAGUUGACAAGAAGAUGAUAGUGGGUUUGUCUUGAAGAGGCUUAGAGGAUGGGGAAGGGGAGGCAGCUAACCAUUUCUUGAGCACCUACUAUGUGCCAGGAAAGAUGCCAGGUGCUUUACACAGCCGUCUUGAUUAACUCUACAACAAUCUCACGAGAAAGGUGAGACCCUUUCCACGUGGCAGCCCAGGCCUGGGCUCUCAGGAGCCUGUCUUCUUCUUUCCCAAAUGGCCUCUAGCAGGUCACACUCCUCUGGGCCACAUUUCCCCCUCUGGUUCCUUGACAGGAACUGCCCUAGGAGACCUCAAACCCUCUGCCAGUUACAGGUCAAAGCUUCUCAGAACAACAGGAGGUAGCCAGGCCAUUUGGAAAGUAUGGAGACUGUGGCCACAACUCCAGGCAAAUUGCAGGGCCAGACGCUGGAUAUUGGAUAGGUGACAGAGCUAGCUCCCUGGAGGCCUGGCUGGCACAGUCCAUAGCCUUUGUAACCCCCCUGGGAGCCUGGGGAGGGGCGUCUGGGAAUGUGGCUUCCUGCUCAGCUCCGGAAGUUGGGCCAAGAUGGCUGGUGGUGGUUUGGUUGGCAUCCCAGGUGGCCCUAGGACAAGGCCCCCAGGUUCCAUCAAGGGUCCCUGGGGGCUGGAUAGCCUAUCUGAGGUCUCUUUUUAAGAAGAAAAGAUUUCGCCACAAGCUCCCACCUAGGUGAGUGGGGGCGGGGAGAGGCAGGACACCUGUCUUGAAGUAGCAGUCGCAUAACAAGUACCAUUUUCCCCUCCUGAGGAUCUGGGGUAACUGAUAAAGAUUAUGGGAGGGCUUUAACUACUCCCUCAGGGCUACCACUGCUCUGGAAUCAAUGGUGCAUCACCCCUCAUACCCUGUUGAAGGAUGUUGCAAUACUUCUAAGCCUUGGGGCCAGCCGUGCUAGGCCCAUUUCCCAGACAGGGUAACUGAGGCCCAGACUUUGGAAGGACUCACCAGAUGGAGGCCAGCCAGGGAAAGAGUUCCAGGGAUCUGAAUUCCUCACCAGCCUGGCUGGGGUGCUGGGUGGGAAGUCAAGGAGGGAGAUGGGGAAGCAGAUCACGGGGCUACUCCUGUGGCUGGGCAGGGCCCUUCCGGAAUUGCCAGUCUGGGCGUUGACUCCUGAAAUCAGUAAGUAGAGCCUUCGCGUUGGUGCCCAGCCCUGGGUUGACCUGACCGGAAAGAGUCCCUUCUGAGAACUCUUAGACAGGUAAACAACAAACUCAUGGGGAGAGAUAGUGUGUGUGUAUCUGUCCGGGACAGGCCUUUCCAGUCACAUUAUCACAUUUAAAACUCGAAAACUGUGCAAACCUGGAGCUGUGGGAGCAGAGAAAAAGGGGAGAAAACCUCUGCCUGGCAUGGGAGGACAUCCCGGAAGACUUCCUUGGAGAGGUGAUAUUUGAACUAUGCCUUGAAGAACAAUAAUAAUAAUAGCAAACACUUUCUGAAAACUUCUUAUGUGCCUGUCCGUGUUCUGAGAUCUGUAUCUGCUUCCUUCAUAUCUGUUUUAUCUCAUCUAAUUCUCUCAAAACCCUGUGAGCGAGAUACUAUAAUAACAUAUGAACCGAUGAGAAAACCAAACCAGGGCACAGAGAGGUUAAGAGACUUGCCCAAGACCACACAGCUACCAAUGGCAGAGUCAGCAUUCAAAUCCAGAGAGGCAAAUCAAUGACUGACUGUAAGACCUUCCGAGUGCUAUUUAAUCCCUCUGAACCUCAGUUUGUGUAUCCAUACAAGGGGGGGGACUAGUACAAUAGUAAGUAAUGCAUAGAAUUAUUGUGAGGACGAAGGUGAGCUAAUCCUUGUAAAACGCUUAGAACAGUGCCCGGCACACAGUAAGCGUUCAAACAAUUGUAGAUGACUUUUAUCAUUGCCGUGGUGAUCUUCAAGUCCUCCCCUCCCCCUCCGGCCGCGGCUUCCUCCCCCGCAGUGCCAGCCAGUGACGCGGGAUCUGCCACACGCACAGUCUGGGUUUAAUUGGAAACUAAAAGAGAUGGAAGGGGAUGUUCGCGGCCCCUCCCUUGACUCUGAAAAGGACCCCCAGGGAGGGUGUGACUCUCUCUAGCGACGCCUCCCGCCAUCUCCGAUACUGCUCCGGGAUGGGACAACGAGGUCGGACCGAGAAGGCGGCGCCGGGAUGGCGGCGCUGGGAUCCCGGGACAGGGUGCCAGGCUCGCUGUUUGUGACACGUAGACGCCCUCCCCGCCGCGGUACAGCCUCGGAACCUGGACGUCCUCCUGGCCGGAAAGUUUGGGGCUGGGCGCCAUGGCCAAGAGCAGCUCCCUGAAUGUCCGUGUCGUGGAGGGCCGGGCGCUGCCCGCCAAGGACGUGUCUGGGAGCAGUGACCCCUACUGCAUAGUGAAAGUGGACGACGAAGUGGUGGCCAGGACAGCAACCAUCUGGCGAAGCCUGAGCCCCUUCUGGGGGGAGGAGUACACAGUGCACCUGCCCCUGGAUUUCCACCAUCUGGCCUUCUAUGUGCUGGACGAGGAUACCGUGGGGCACGACGACAUCAUAGGCAAGAUCUCACUGAGCAGGGAGGCCAUUACAGCUGACCCCCGAGGAAUUGAUAACUGGAUCAACCUGAGCCAUGUGGACCCUGAUGCAGAGGUGCAGGGUGAGAUCUGCCUGGCCGUGCAGAUGCUGGAGGAUGUGAGGGGCCGUUGUCUUCGCUGUCACGUGCUCCAGGCCAGGGACCUGGCCCCUCGAGACAUCUCCGGCACAUCUGACCCAUUUGCACGUGUGUUUUGGGGCAGCCAGAGCUUGGAGACUUCGACCAUCAAGAAGACUCGCUUCCCACACUGGGAUGAGGUGCUGGAGCUGCGGGAGAUGCCAGGUCCCCCAUCCCCGCUGCGGGUGGAGCUCUGGGACUGGGACAUGGUUGGCAAGAAUGACUUCUUGGGCAUGGUGGAGUUCCCCCCGCAGGUCCUACAGCAGAAUCCGCCCAAUGGCUGGUUCCACCUCCUGCCCUUUCCCAGAGCGGAGGAGGAUUCUGGGGGGAGCCUGGGUGCUCUUCGGCUGAAGGUGCGCCUGACCGAGGACCGCGUCCUGCCCUCCCAGUACUACCAGCCACUCAGGGAGUUGCUCAUGGAGUCUGUGCUGGGGCCAGCAGAGGAAGAUGCUGCCAGCCCCCUGGCUGUCCUGGAGGAGCUGACCUCGGGGGACUGCCGCCAGGAGCUUGCCACCAAGCUGGUGAAGCUCUUUCUUGGCCAGGGCCUGGCUGGGCCCUUUCUGGACUAUCUCACCCGGCGUGAGGUGGCACGGACCACUGACCCCAACACCCUCUUCCGUUCUAACUCCCUGGCAUCCAAGUCAAUGGAACAGUUUCUGAAGCUCGUGGGCAUGCCCUACCUGCACGAGGUCCUGAGGCCAGUGAUUAACCGCGUCUUCGAGGAGAAGAAGUACAUGGAGCUGGACCCGUGCAAGAUGGACCUGGGCCGCACCAGGAGAAUCUCCUUCAAGGGUGCGCCCUCCGAGGAGCACGUGCGGGAGGCCAGCCUGGGACUGCUGACGGGCUACCUGGAGCCCAUCGUGGAUACCAUUGUGGGCUCCGUGGGGCGCUGCCCGCCCGCCAUCCGUCUCGCCUUCAAGCAGCUGCGCCAGUGCGUGGAGGAGCGCUUUCCCCAGGCAGAGCACAAGGAUGUGAAGAACCUGGCCAUAAGUGGCUUUCUCUUCCUGCGAUUCUUCGCUCCUGCCAUCCUCACCCCGAAGCUGUUUGACCUUCGGGACCAGCACGCAGAUCCCCAGACCAGACGCUCACUGCUGCUGCUUGCCAAGGCUGUGCAGAGCAUUGGAAACCUGGGCCAGCAGCUGGGCCAGGGCAAGGAGCUGUGGAUGGCUCCCCUACACCCCUUCCUGCUGCAGAGUAUUUCACGUGUGAGAGACUUCCUGGACCAGCUGGUGGAUGUGGAUGGGAAGGAGGAGCCUGGGGGCCCAGCCAGGGCCCUGGUCCCGCCCUCGGUGACCGUUCGAGAAGGCUACCUGCUCAAGCGCAAGGAAGAGCCCGCCGGCCUGGCCACACGCUUUGCGUUCAAGAAGCGCUACUUCCGGCUCAGCGGGGAGAUGCUCUCCUACUCUAGGAGUCCUGAGUGUCAGACGCGAUCCUCCAUGCCGGUGUCGCACAUCCGCGCCGUGGAGCGCGUGGACGAGGGCGCCUUCCAGCUGCCGCACGUGAUGCAGGUGGUGACGCAGGACGGCGCGGGAGCGCUGCACACCACCUACCUCCAGUGCAAGAACGUGAACGAGCUCAACCAGUGGCUAUCGGCCCUGCGCAAGGCCAGCGCCCCCAAUCCGGACAAGCUGGCCGCUUGGCACCCCGGUGCGUUCCGCAGCGCGCACUGGACCUGCUGCCUCCAGGCCGAGCGCUCAGCUGCCGGUUGCAGCCGCACACACUCAGCCGUCACCCUGGGGGACUGGAGUGACCCGCUGGAUCCCGACGCUGAGACCCAAAUGGUGUAUCGGCAGUUGCUUCUAGGGCGGGACCGGCUCAGGAUGAAAUUCCUGGAGGAUUCCACCCUGGAUACGACUCCCGAGGCAGACACAGAGAAGGGCUCCAGUGCCACAGAAGGGGCCUGUCCUGCUGCCCUGGCUCACCAGAGAGAGGCAGCUGCCCGUCUGCUGGAGGUGCUCGCAGACCUGAAUCAAGCCCACGAGGAGUUCCAGCCUCAGGAGCAGCGGAAGGUGGCCCCGGGCCCCCUGAGGCCCUGAGGACACGCCAGAGCCAGCCUGAAAGGAGGCGAAAAGAGCCGGUGGGCCCUUCUCAGCGUCCCCUGGCCCAGGAGUCUCCUCGUGGCUGUCUGGUACCUCGUGGCUGCUGUGGCUUGCAGGCUCCUGGAGAUAUCCUAAUCCCAUGUGUCCUAAGCUGAGAACCCAGGCAUGGAAACCCUUUGGCAGGGGACCAUCCUUGCACUGAAUGAGCCUUACCCUCUGGGUUGAGGCACUCUGGAGUGGAUGGAAUAAGGAACCUGACCCACUUGUCUCAGCCUGAGGUUUCUGCUUCACAGGACUGGCCUCUACCCACACUGACAUGGCCAGCCUGGCCCUGAGCUGCUGGAUACGGCUGUACCUGAAUCCCUGAUGCCCAUGUGGCCUUGUUGGCCCAGAUAGGCACUAAACAGGCUCAGCCCUUCUGUUUUCAUGUCUGCCAAUCCCUGUAGCCACAUUGAUCCUCCUGAACCCUGUCCUUGGCCGAGAAUCCUAACCACAAGCCUCCAGAAUCAGGUGCCCUCAGGAAUAACUGAGGCCGAGAGCCCAGCGUGCGUGACUCAGACCCUUGGGAGACUUUGGGCCAGGCCCUUUCCCUCUCUUUGAGCCUCAGUUUACCCUGUAUAAAAUGAGGAGGGAGUGAGUCUAGAUGUGUGGUUUUCAAAAUGGGUUCCAUGGGGAUAGCGUGGGAGCCAGGGAGGGAUUUCUCAGACUGUGGUUCAAAGCCCACCCUCAGGUUGUCUGCUAGAAAUGCAGAUUCCUGGGACCGCCCCCAGAUCUUCUGAAUCAGCAUCUGAGGGAGCGUGAGGGCAGGAAUCAGGGUUUGAAACAGGUUCCACAGGUGAUGUGGUUGUACAUGAGAUUUGAGGACCAUGGGGCUGGGUGGUUUUGUACAUUGAGGUGAGAUUUUGUUUGAGAAUUAAUCACAGAAGGUAAAGUGUUUGGGAACACCCAACUGGCAGAAUUGGAAGGGCCUCCAAAGACUCAUUUCCAGUUUUGUGUGACUAGAGGGUAGGACAGAAACCUAAGCCUAUCUGGCUGGGGGAGUGGGGUGUGGUGGCGGUAACAUGGACCAGAUGCAGUGCUAUCCUGAGCGUGGCCGGAAGGGGUCGCCUGGAGCCGUGGCGUCCACCACAGCUUCCUAGCAUCCUGGGAUGUUGCAGAGACUGACAGGAGACUUGCGGCAGAUCCCGGGAUACGUCCCUGUCUCUCCCUAGACAGAACCUGGUCCUCCUCCCUGAGGGCAGAGGCUGGGGCGCUGAGGUUCCAACGAGCCGAUCACGGCGUCUCCCAGCUCCUCCAUAUUUUCCAGGAGGCUGGCAGCUCCCAGCCUGAGUUCCUGGUUCCUAGUAAUUGUACCAGGGAGCAGCUGUGUGCAUUGCCGUGCGCGUGCUUGAGAGCAGAGCUUUCACCUGUGCCCUCUUGGGGACUAGGAUUGGGAGGGUCUGCCUCUGCCACCAUCACACCCCCUGCCUGCCCCAGGACAAGAGAAGUAUGGGGACCCUCCAUCUCCAGCUGCCCAAGGCUGACGGGGC
Aethalodelphis obliquidens (Pacific white-sided dolphin) is the source of this 6585-nucleotide messenger RNA. It is a transcript of the gene RASAL1, whose product is annotated as RAS protein activator like 1. Gene Ontology annotation, biological process: cellular response to calcium ion; regulation of GTPase activity; negative regulation of Ras protein signal transduction. NCBI's taxonomy places the organism in Eukaryota, Metazoa, Chordata, Mammalia, Artiodactyla, Delphinidae. The record is from RefSeq and is a predicted model, not a curated record. The transcript has 22 exons. Bases 2612 to 5053 code for a protein of 813 amino acids. Gene Ontology annotation, molecular function: GTPase activator activity.